UAAUUUCGGCGCACAGACUCUGCUUGUGGCUUGUGGGCUUAGCUGCCCGGUGGUGUGUGGAACUGUAGUUCCCUGACCAGGGAUCAAACCCGUGUCCCCUGGGGUCCGUGGGCAGUUCUGAGGUGAACCCAGCGGUCAGUCUCCAGGCGGGCAGUGAAGCACAGGUGCCGUGAAGCCUGUGUGUGCUCGUCCGUGGCCGCGCCUCGCAGCUGGGGAGCGGGAUCCCGCGGCCUCCAGCGCUGGGGGCUCAGCUCCCUAGGGCAGCCCGGCUCCUUGCAGGCCCCGGGAGCUGCCGGGUCUCCCUCAAGCUGAGGGAAGAAGUCAGGCUCGGUCGUCUCUGACAUCAGCAAGGGGAGCCGAGAGCUGGGGGCUGGGCCAGGCCGUAGGGAGCGCUGGGGGAUCCUAGCCGGGCAGCUGUGGUCACACGAAUGGACACGUGUGCACAGAAAAGCGGCAACUUUACUGCACGUGGGGGAACAGCCUGACCCUCCCCCUCCUGCCUUCCGGCCUUUGCGCGGGUUGAGUCCUGGGCCUCAGGCCUUUGCAGUCACCUGACUCUGACCUGCCCUUCGCCCAGUCCUGGCGCCAUCCUCUGCUGGGGAAGGGUGGGGUCAGAGGGCAAAGUCCGAGCAGCUCCCAGGAGGGACCCCUCUGGGCAGGGCCGGGUGGUGACCCUGAGUGGGGGCAGGCAGCAGGGGCCGUCACCUGCCGGGUGGUGGCCAGGCUGGGGGGGCGGCGACGGGGGUGGGGCGGCAGCAGGUGGACAGCGCCAGGCGGGCGCCCGGGAGCCAGCAGCCGGUCCAGCUCCCUCCUCACAGCCUCCCGCUGCUCAUCGACAGCCCAGGCACCCCGGCUCUACAGCGUGGUCCUUGGCCCUGCCCGUUGACCAGCAGGAGUGGGCCACCUGAGCCCUGGGGAGGACAAGGGGCACUCCAGCCAGCGGAGUCGGGGUGCCCCCGUGGCCCCACGGGUGCCAGUCCUGCCCCCCAGCAUGGGGCUGACCUGGAAGCAGCGGGUCUUCACGGCUCUGCUGGGCGCCGCAGCGGUCUCAGGCCUCACCGCGCUGCUUCUCGUCCUGGUGGGGACCAUCAAUGUCCUCCUGCCUCCAGACACCAAGUUUGGGAUCGUGUUCGACGCUGGAUCCUCCCACACGUCCCUCUUUGUGUAUCAGUGGCCGGCCAACAAGGAGAACGACACCGGCAUAGUCAGCCAGGCCCUGGCCUGCCAGGCAGAAGGGCCUGGAAUCUCUUCUUACGCCUCCGACCCUGCGCGGGUCGGCGAGAGCCUGCAGGGCUGCCUGGAGGAGGCGCUAGCGCUGAUCCCAAAGGCCAAGCAUUAUGAGACACCCAUGUUCCUGGGGGCCACUGCCGGCAUGCGGCUGCUCAGCCGCAAGAAUCGCUCGCAGGCGGAGGACGUGUUCGCCGCGGUCAGCCGGGCCCUGGGCCAGUCACCGGUGGACUUCCGGGGCGCAGAGCUCCUGACGGGGCAGGACGAAGGCGCCUUUGGUUGGAUCACCAUCAACUACGUCCUUGGCCUGCUGGUGAAGUACUCCUUCUCUGGAGAGUGGAUCCAGCCUCUGGAGGAGACGCUGGUGGGCGCCCUGGACAUGGGUGGGGCCUCCACCCAGAUUACCUUUGUACCUGGAGGCCCCAUCCUGGACAAGACCACCCAGGCCACCUUCCGCCUCUACAGUGCCAACCACACCGUCUACACCCACAGCUACCUCUGCUUUGGGCGCGACCAGGCGCUGAGCAGGCUGCUGGCCGAGCUGGUGCAGGCCAGCCCGGGCCUCCUGGUCCGUCACCCCUGCUACCACAGCGGCUACCGGGGCACGCUGGCCCUGGCGUCCCUGUAUGAGUCGCCCUGCACCCCGGCAGCGCCCCCGGACCUCAGCCAGAACGUCACCGUGGAGGGCACGGGGAACCCCGGGGCCUGCAUCGAGGCCCUCCGGAAGCUCUUCAAUUUCUCCAGCUGUGACGGCCGAGAAGACUGUGCCUUCGCCGGGGUCUACCAGCCCCCCGUGCAGGGCCAGUUCUACGCUUUCUCCAACUUCUACUACACCUUCCACUUCCUGAACCUCACCUCCAAGCCGUCACUGAGCGGGGCCAACGCCACCAUCUGGGAGUUCUGCCUGCGGCCCUGGAAGCUGGUGGAGGCGAGCGCGCCCCCGGGCCAGGACCGCUGGCUGCGGGACUACUGUGCCUCGGGCCUAUACAUCCUCACGCUCCUGGUCGAGGGCUACGGGUUCAGUGAGGAGACCUGGGGAGGCAUCGAAUUCCGCCAGCAGGCCGGCGGCGCUGACAUCGGCUGGACGCUGGGCUACAUGCUGAACCUGACCAACCUGAUCCCGGCCGAGGCGCCCGCCCAGGGUUGGGCACAGAGCUUCGGCGUCUGGGCGGCCGGGGUCGUCUUCGUGGUGCUGACGCUCGCAGCCACGCUGGGGGCCGUGGCGGUGCAGGUCUUCUGGCUCCAGGACUAGGCCUGCGGCCCCUGCUGCCGCCGAGGCCCAGCGCCCUCCCCAUCAGGAGCCUUGGCCUUCGUCGUGGGGGCUCCGGCCGGCCACCAGACGGCCCCCUUCUGCCCCCGGGGUCGCCCUGGCUGUGGAGGCCCCGACCACCGCCCCUGGCUCCCAGCACCCCAGCCUGUUUCCCGGGACCCUCUGCACAGAAGCCAGGCUGUUGGGACCCGAGCGGCACCUGGACUGGUGGCGGCAGGCUGACGGGUGUAGGGCCGGCUCCGGCCUGGGGUGGGGGUGCCUGCUGGAGCCAGAGCAGCUGGCUCUUUGGGAGGGGUUGGCCGUGGGCCAUGGGGUCUCUGGUAGAGCCGGUGUCCAGCUCCGUGGGGUUCUCCCGAGCAGCCCACCCGCACCCCUGGAAGCCCAGUCAGGCCAAGACAGGUCACGUGUGGGAGGCAGAUGCUUUUAUUAAACCCUCCCCGCCACA
This is a messenger RNA of Bubalus bubalis (water buffalo), 2942 nucleotides long. It is a transcript of the gene ENTPD8, whose product is annotated as ectonucleoside triphosphate diphosphohydrolase 8. Lineage: Eukaryota; Metazoa; Chordata; Mammalia; Artiodactyla; Bovidae. The record is from RefSeq and is a predicted model, not a curated record. Gene Ontology annotation, molecular function: UDP phosphatase activity; GDP phosphatase activity. Bases 992 to 2479 code for a protein of 495 amino acids. Gene Ontology annotation, biological process: nucleoside diphosphate catabolic process. The transcript has 10 exons. Gene Ontology annotation, cellular component: plasma membrane.